CCGAAAAUGGCGGAGUACCUGGCGUCCAUUUUCGGCACAGAGAAAGACAAGGUCAACUGUUCCUUCUAUUUUAAAAUCGGGGCUUGCAGACAUGGAGACCGCUGCUCGAGAUUGCACAACAAACCGACCUUCAGCCAGUGAAAAAAACUACUGCUGGAUCCCCACCGACAUGUCACUGGUGCUUCCCUGACCCACACAUCAUCCUCCCACUAGGUUUUGAGAUUCUUGGCAAUGAAGGAUCUUGUGCCUGCAUGACUGUCAGAAUACCAUCUUGAUUCAGAACAUCUACCGAAAUCCCCAGAACAGUGCCCAGACCGCAGAUGCUUCACGCUACCAUUUCCCUCUUGAACAUUUACCUUCAUAACCUUCAAAACUCAAGUCUGCUGGUGGUUUGCACUGUGCCGUCAGUGACGUGGAAAUGCAGGAGCACUAUGACGAGUUCUUUGAGGAGGUGUUCACAGAGAUGGAGGAGAAGUACGGAGAGGUGGAGGAGAUGAACGUGUGCGAUAACUUGGGCGACCAUCUCGUCGGCAACGUCUACGUUAAGUUCCGUCGUGAGGAGGAUGCAGAGAAAGCAGUCAUGGACCUGAACAACCGCUGGUUCAAUGCUCAACCCAUCCACGCAGAGCUCUCCCCGGUCACGGACUUCAGGGAAGCUUGCUGCCGCCAGUAUGAAAUGGGAGAGUGCACCCGAGGUGGUUUCUGCAACUUCAUGCACCUUAAACCAAUAUCACGGGAACUUCGAAGGGAAUUGUAUGGCCGCCGGAGGAAAAGGCACCGCUCUGGCUCGCGCUCCCGGGAACAACGCUCCCGCUCCAGGGAUCGACGGCGGGAUCGUGAAAGGCGAAGGUCGAGGGAUCGGGAGCGCUCUGGAAGGUUCUAAAGGAAGCCAAGACUGUCCCAAUGUUCCCACAGCACAUCCUUCCCUCUCCACCCCAGCCGUGAUGACAAAGUUAUUUUCUUUUUGGUGAAUUGUAUGAAGGUUUUUUUUGUUUCUUUUAUUCCCUUUUUUAAAGACGAGCUUGUGUCGCUUUCUAAAUAAAACAUAUUUGUAACUCA
Molecule: messenger RNA, 1059 nt
Organism: Hippoglossus stenolepis (Pacific halibut)
Lineage: Eukaryota; Metazoa; Chordata; Actinopteri; Pleuronectiformes; Pleuronectidae
Product: splicing factor U2AF 35 kDa subunit
Exons: 11
Coding region: 419-883 (154 amino acids)
Biological process (GO): mRNA splicing, via spliceosome
Cellular component (GO): spliceosomal complex; U2AF complex
Molecular function (GO): pre-mRNA 3'-splice site binding; metal ion binding
Source: RefSeq, a predicted model, not a curated record